AUGGCUGGAAGAGGUGGAAGAAACGAUGAUGCGAUUGUUGAGGCCUUGGGUAUGAUUGCUGGUGUGCUAGGAGGGAAUCCCAACGGAGCAGGACUUGGUGCUAACAAACAGCUGGGAGAACUUCAAUGGAAUAAUCCUCCGUUGCUCAAAGGUACUCACGAUCCUGACGGUGCUCAGAAGUGGCUGAAAGAGAUUGAAAGGAUCUUUCGGGUGAUAGAUUAUGCUGAGAAUAUGAAGGUGAGGUAUGGUACUCACAUGUUAUCUGAGGAAGCUGGUGACUUGUGGGUUGCUAAUAGAGCUGAACUCGAUGCUGAUGGUGUAGAAAUUACUUGGGUUGUGUUCAGAAGGGAAUUUUUAAGAAGGUACUUUCCUGAAGAUGUUCAGGGAAGAAAGGAGAUUGAGUUCCUGGAGCUGAAGUAG
Vicia villosa (hairy vetch) is the source of this 420-nucleotide messenger RNA. RefSeq lists its product as uncharacterized. The record is from RefSeq and is a predicted model, not a curated record. The coding region runs from base 1 to 420 and encodes 139 amino acids. NCBI's taxonomy places the organism in Eukaryota, Viridiplantae, Streptophyta, Magnoliopsida, Fabales, Fabaceae. The transcript has a single exon.